CUAGAAAUACGAAAAUGUUAAUAUUUCUAACCAUGAAUUUAUUAGUGGAGAGUAGCAGAAAAAUCAGCAAGUCCACGAAUGCGUGUAGCAAUCAACACCAGUUGCGUGCCGAUUGAAGCAACAAAAUAAGUUCUCUCAACAAUCAACCCAGCCGACCGAUCGAAAAGUGUUGUUGCCGUGCUUCUGUUUUAAUGCUGCUGCGGUGUUUAAUAUAAUACAUACAUUUGUAUGAGUUUAUAUUUACUCAGCCAGGGGUAUAGGAGACGUUCCAGUGGUUGCUGCUAAACAUAUUCAUGGUUAUUGUAUAUUUGUCUGUUUAUGUGGGUGGCCAGGUGAAAUAUUUGCUGCCACCACCCGUCCUCCAUAGUCUGUUAAGCAAUGAGCAAAUGCGUUUAAAUACGGAGAUGCUAACACACAGAGCACUCAGUUCUCGAUCUGUUCUUAACGCUAUCGGUUCUUCUGGCAUACAUUCUACUACACACAGAAGUCACAUUUAAAAAAGGACGUACAGUUUUAGUCACAGAACUGAUUUAAACAUUACAACAUUUAUACGAUAUUCAUAUAAUAAAUAUCUUAGAGGAAUGGUGCAAUACAUGCUUAUAUUAUUCUCUGUGCUCUCUCUUAAUGGUAAAGUGACUGAAGCUGAAAUUGAGGAAAAUACCAUCAAUAAUGACGGAUCAUAUUCGUUUCGGCAUUCCAACGACGACAUUGGGAGCUUUUAUCACAGUUCCUCAUCAAGUCCAGACAACAUAGUACAAGGACGUUAUGGUUCCCGAAAUCCGGCCACAGGACAAGUGGAGGAAGUGGUCUACACUGCCGGACCACUUGGGUUUAGGGUCAACGGUCCAAAAAUUCACCGUAAAAUGAAUUUAGCACAAUAUCCUGUCCGUAAGCUAGGAUCUGUGAAUGAUCCAUUGGCUGAUCCGUACGAUGACCCUUCCUAUAGUUUCAGUUUCCGAUCAGGAGAUCAAUCACGUACGGAAAGUAGUGAUUCCUCUGGUCGAAUAAGAGGUCUGUAUUCAUACUUGGAUGAUGUCGGUGAACGGCAUAAUGUGCGAUAUGCAGCAGGUGCAGGAAUAGGGUACGAAGUUUUGAAUUCAGUACCUGAUAAUCCAGUUAGUGUGGCAUAUGAUGCUCCUCUCUUCAAGGCCCAUCCGAAGACGCGCGGCAAAAUGACAACUCAACGUGGGCCUAAUGGUACUUAUAAAUUAAUUGCUGCUGGGCCCGACCAUCGCCGCGCAGAAAGUCGAAGUGCAGAUGGAUUUGUGAAAGGUACUUAUUCAUAUCUUGAUGAUGCCGGCAUUCAACGCACCGUUGAAUAUAUUGCUGGGCCUGGUAUUGGAUACAGAAUUAUAAAAAAUCGCAUGGGUCCUGGAUCACAUAUAAACCCAUCGAUAACUGAGUUCAGAUUAAGAGACACUGACUUUAAUCUCUCAAAUAAUUUUGGUGUAGGAGCUGGAAGUGGUAGUAGUAGAGACGGUUUGGGAGCAGAAAGUCUAUCAACAACAGUUGCAAACAAGAUGGAUAGUAAUAGAAGGCUUGAAGAUAAUAAAUCAGAUAAUGAAAGGUCUGUACUUAAAGAUGGUUUACGAAAUCAGAUGAAAAGUGAUCGUUUGGGAGCAGCUAGCAACAAUCGCGGAAUAACUCGAUAUGAGAUGACUAAUGGUGGAAACAUAAAAGGAGGUUAUGUUCGAAAACAAAAUGUCAAUCGGAAUAACAAUCGUAACAACAUUAGUUCCGAAAAUCGCGCAAGCCAUCGUAAUUCUGAAGCAAAUAUUUCCUCAUCGGGUAGUGCCAAAGACAACAGUCGUGAUCAUGGUGAUGUUAAUAUCGGUAAAGGCUAUAACUACGUUUCACCACCUUCUUCAUCAGACUUAUUAGGCUUUAGUGAUGAUGAUCUGGGCUCACUACCUCCCUUAAUAACUAGUAGCCACAAAAUCCUACAGUUGGAACGAGAAAAAGACUGGGCCGAUCGACAUCGAGACUCCACAGUAAUACAAAAUGUAGGAAAAUGGUAUAUCGGUCUACCACCAGGACACAGUGUACGAGCCCAUGUUCAGAAUAUAGAUUUAGUGCCACUUGGUGGAAGAAGAAUACCGUCACCAUCCGAAGCAUUACGACAAGAUGAAAUUGCUGAUAUUAUGACCUCGAUGGAGAGUGGAAUUUCAUACGGUGGUCAAGUUUAGAAAAUAAACUAAUAAUAAACUAAUAAUAGUAAAGGAAUACAAUUUAGAAAGUUUAAGAUAAUGAAAUUUAAAAAUAAAAUACAUAAAUGUGUAUACCAA
This is a messenger RNA of Zeugodacus cucurbitae (melon fly), 2285 nucleotides long. RefSeq lists its product as uncharacterized. The coding region runs from base 582 to 2186 and encodes 534 amino acids. Gene Ontology annotation, cellular component: chitin-based extracellular matrix. The transcript has 4 exons. The record is from RefSeq and is a predicted model, not a curated record. NCBI's taxonomy places the organism in Eukaryota, Metazoa, Arthropoda, Insecta, Diptera, Tephritidae. Gene Ontology annotation, molecular function: structural constituent of chitin-based larval cuticle.